Messenger RNA from Rattus rattus (black rat), 784 nucleotides. RefSeq names its product BAF nuclear assembly factor 1 (gene Banf1). NCBI's taxonomy places the organism in Eukaryota, Metazoa, Chordata, Mammalia, Rodentia, Muridae. The transcript has 3 exons. The record is from RefSeq and is a predicted model, not a curated record. Gene Ontology annotation, molecular function: DNA binding. The coding region runs from base 142 to 414 and encodes 90 amino acids.
GAUUAUUUUGAAGGCCGCGCACAAAACGACCCGGAAGCGGAAGUCGAAGAACGUUCUAGCUGCUUGAGGUAUCGGCGGGAGUGGCUGAGUGGCGCGAGGAGCCGUUACCAGAGCCGGAGCUGCUGGUUAAUCCUGAUCAAGAUGACAACCUCUCAAAAGCACCGAGACUUCGUGGCAGAGCCCAUGGGGGGAAAAGCCAGUGGGGGAGCCUGGCCUGGGAUUGGUGAUGCCCUGGGCAAGAGGCUGGAGGAAGGGGGCUUUGACAAGGCGUAUGUGGUCCUUGGCCAGUUUCUGGUACUAAAGAAAGAUGAAGAUCUCUUUCGAGAAUGGCUAAAAGACACAUGUGGUGCCAAUGCCAAGCAGUCCCGGGACUGCUUUGGGUGCCUUCGAGAAUGGUGUGAUGCCUUCUUGUAAUGUUCUCUGGGGACCCCUCAGCUCCCCUAGCCACAGCAUAGAAUCUCCAGAGUCUGCAUCAGGGCAGGGUGCCUCCCUGUCCUCCACGAAGGAAAAGAUUGCUGUUGUCACCCUCAUCUCCUAUGUACUCCAGGGUCUUUUGGGAGUUCUCUCCCCCCAGCAUUUCAACCUUUCUGGGUUUCUUGCCCUCGCAUGCCUUCCCCUUCCCCUCCCCCUACAGUUCCAUGGCAGCAGUUCCUAGCCUUCCUGAACGGAUUACUGCCUCCUUCUCCCUCACCAUCUGUUGGAUGCCCUUUGACUCCUUUUUUGGCAAAAACAGUCACUGUCUUUAUAAAAGAUUUUUAAAUUAAUAAAGUUAGUGGCCUUCAUA